Messenger RNA from Pseudovirgaria hyperparasitica, 2510 nucleotides. RefSeq names its product P-loop containing nucleoside triphosphate hydrolase protein. The transcript is spliced from 2 exons. Gene Ontology annotation, molecular function: ATP binding; ATP hydrolysis activity. Gene Ontology annotation, cellular component: cytoplasm; mitochondrial matrix. The record is from RefSeq and is a predicted model, not a curated record. Bases 1 to 2331 code for a protein of 776 amino acids. NCBI's taxonomy places the organism in Eukaryota, Fungi, Ascomycota, Dothideomycetes, Acrospermales, Acrospermaceae. Gene Ontology annotation, biological process: cellular response to heat.
AUGGCAGGACGGCUCUAUGCGGUGCGCGUCGCGCUGAUUCUACGUAUACAUAAACCUUUAACACAUUCAACACACCCGCUGAACACGCCACGAACACCAUGGCGAGGCUAUGCGAACGGUCACCCUCAUCCUCCAGGCGGCACGCACCGCAUGAAUCUGGAUGGUGAAGAUGAGAAAUCGGCGCUGGAGACGUACGGUGUCGACCUCACAGCGCGCGCGAAAAAUGGCCGCCUCGAUCCCGUAAUUGGAAGAGAUGGAGAGAUUCACCGCACGCUGCAAGUCUUGAGCCGCAGAACGAAGAAUAAUCCGGUCCUCAUUGGUGCCGCUGGCACUGGAAAGACUGCUAUUCUAGAGGGUUUGGCGCAAAGGAUAGUGAAAGGAGACGUUCCUGAAAGCAUGAAGAACAAACGUGUCAUAUCACUAGACCUCGGACAGCUAAUAGCAGGAGCGAAGUUCCGCGGUGACUUCGAGGAACGUUUGAAGAAAGUGCUGAAGGAGGUCGAGGAGGCCAAAGGAGACGUUAUCCUCUUUGUUGACGAGCUACAUACUCUUCUAGGCCUUGGAAAGACCGAAGGCAGUAUUGACGCAAGCAAUCUCCUCAAACCUAUGCUAUCUCGCGGCGAGCUCCAAUGCUGUGGAGCAACGACGCUCAACGAGUACCGUCUGAUUGAGAAGGAUGUUGCGCUUGCACGCAGAUUUCAACCUAUUCAAGUUGGGGAACCCACCGUGCAAGAUACUGUCUCCAUACUUCGAGGCAUCAAAGAACGAUACGAAGUACAUCAUGGUGUGAGAAUUACGGACGGGGCCCUUGUUGCCGCCGCAACUUAUAGUAAUCGCUACAUCACCGACCGGUUCUUACCAGACAAAGCGAUCGAUUUAGUUGAUGAAGCUGCGUCUGCAUUACGUCUUCAGCAAGAAAGCAAACCAGACACCAUACAGGAACUCGAUAGACAGAUCAUGACUAUCCAGAUCGAAUUGGAAUCGCUCAGGAAAGAAACUGAUAUCGCCAGUAAAGAGCGGCGUGAAAAACUUGAGGAGAAGCUGAAGUCUAAACAAGACGAAGUAGCAAAGCUUUCAGAGAAGUGGGAACAAGAGCGGAAAGAGAUUGCCGACCUCAAACAGACACAAGCCGAACUCGAACAAGCCAGGCAAGAGCUUGAGGAGGCGCAACGUGAGGGGAAUUUUGCGAAGGCAGGAGAACUGAGGUACUCUCGAAUCCCUGCGUUGGAGGACAAGCUGCCCAAAGAGGGCGCGGAGUCCGCAAGAAAGGGCCCCGAUUCUCUUAUACAUGAUUCAGUAUCAUCGGACGAUAUUGCUACCGUAGUUUCACGGAUGACGGGGAUCCCGGUAACCAAGUUGAUGAGUGGCGAAGUCGAAAAGCUCAUCAAUAUGGAGGAUACCUUACGACAAUCGGUACGUGGUCAGGAUGAAGCCUUGGCCGCUGUUGCGAAUGCAGUCCGGAUGCAACGUGCUGGCUUGAAUGGAGAAAAUCGACCCUUGGCUAGCUUCAUGUUCCUCGGACCUACUGGUGUGGGCAAGACUGAACUGUGCAAAAAGAUGGCAAAUUUCUUGUUCAGCACUGAGUCAGCAGUCAUCCGUUUUGACAUGAGCGAAUUUCAGGAGAAACAUACUGUCAGCAGACUGAUUGGCUCUCCUGCUGGCUAUGUUGGAUACGAAGACGCUGGUCAACUGACAGAAGCAGUUCGACGUAAGCCAUACGCCGUCCUUCUGUUUGAUGAAUUUGAGAAGGCCCACCGCGACAUCUCAGCCUUGUUGCUCCAAGUGUUGGAUGAAGGUUUUCUCACAGAUGCGCAGGGGCAUAAAAUCGAUUUUCGCAAUACAAUGAUCGUGCUCACAUCAAAUUUGGGCGCUAAGAUUAUUCUUGGGGAUGACGCAAUUCAUAGCCGCAAGCUCAAAGAAGAUGGAGAGAUUUCACCAGAAGUCAAAGCCGCGGUCAUGGAUGUGGUUGCGUCAAAUUACCCACCAGAAUUCCUUAAUCGCAUUGAUGAGUUUAUAGUAUUUAGAAGACUGUCACGCUCCGCACUACGCGACAUCGCCGAGAUCCGACUAAAAGAGCUCCAGGCAAGACUUGAUGAUAGGCGUAUCACGCUACACGUGCCGAAUGAGGCUAAGGAUUGGCUCUGUGAACGUGGAUAUGAUCCCAAAUUCGGUGCUCGACCUCUCAACCGCCUGAUAGCACGCGAGAUUGGUAAUGGAUUGGCGGAUAAGAUAAUUCGCGGUCAGGUCAAGACUGGAGACACAGCAACAGUCGCGAUCAAAGAAGGGGGUGAGGGACUAGUUGUGCUUAAUCACUCGUCACAAGUGAUCUAGGCUGCACUGUAUAAAAAUUUAUGAUGCUCAGGUAUGUUUAUCUGAUAUAGUCUUGUAUAUAUACUAUGCCAAACUCCACUUUGGUAUUCCUGAUGACGCAUUGAAAGGACUUCCGUCCUAAGCACACUGCGCUAUACUUUAAUACACCAGAAUAUGUAUUAGAAGAUACUUCUCCGUCC